AUGGAUGCGGAGACCGAAGGCGGCAGUGGGCAUACAAUUGAUGACAGUCACUUCACCGACAGUUUGACUACGCUCAUGGAGGUGGAGUAUCCGAACCAGUCUGAUACUCGCAGAUCACUAUGCCGCCAGUCCCCGCAAGACGCUAAAAUCCAACGCAUGCCCGAAACGGACACGUUCGGCUCUCCGCCACCCGUUACUGAUAAAGCUGGCCACACGUAUCGGCGCGUAUUACAAGAGUCGGAUCCGUUCAUGGCUCCUCGCUCAACCGAACAAGUGCUAGUGCACGACAGACGCCCUCCAAUCACUUUAACUGCUUUCGAUACUCUUGAAUCUCCUCAACGGUCGUGCCCACCUGGACAGGUGCUUACUGACCCUACGAAGCGUGGAGGCUGGAUCCUUGCACUGCACCCGGACGGGACACUAUACUUUCACAAAGCAUGGCAAGGAGAAUGUGGGCCAUUCCGUAUACUCACUGAAGCAUACCUCUUGAGCGAAGAUAUGCUGUAUGAAAUCACAGAGUUCGCCCGGUAUAUGUGGCAACAUAUGAAGCUUUUACCGCAUAAGUUUGUCGACAAGAACUUCGAACUCGUCAUCAACGUGAAGAUGGAUGUCGAGGCGGACACGAUCAUCUGGAGCUACUAUCUCAUCGAUCACGUCCGUUGCAUGCCUUUCUGGAUGCGCGAAUGUGACCCCGUCGGAAACAGGCGCAUCGCACAACGCUUUGGCGCGUUCUCUACGGAACAUCUACGCCAUCUCCUGAAGGCUAUGUAUUGGCAAUAUCGUGCCCUAUAUCCAUGUCAUUCCGAAAGCGCCGCCGUCCUCCCAGAUGAGACGCACGCAGAUAUAGCCGCUGACUUAGCGUGGUGUGCCGCAGUUCCUAUUAUCACACCUUCGCGAUACCCGCCUCCGUAUACCGCUGAGGAGGCCAUAAGGCUGCGCGACUUGCUCGAUUACCUCCAGAAGAACCCCACAGAACGCUCCGGGCGUUACGUGGACGUUGCAGGGCGAACCAUCAGCGUCAUGGAACGAUGGCGUUUCGACCAGCUCCAAAACACUCACGCCGUACGGCGAUUUCGUGGCCAGUCUGUUCUUCCUUCCCGGGCGGACUCGAUUCUGUACCGCAUGGCGGCGCCUAUACUAUUCUAUGCGCCCCUCAAGCAUCUAGAGGACUGCCGAGGCCUCUUUCUCGACGGCAUCCAAGUGGACGAAUCACAGUGGGCACAGCACGUACGGAAGCUCUUGGAAGGCUGGCAGAAAUUCGUCUUGAAUUCGACCAUCCUACUCAAUGCCAACCUGGCCUUUCUCUCUCUACAUGAUGCAAUACUCGGGUCAACGAAUGAUGCCGUGAAUGACCUCAACGGUUCGUCACUUGUGGUCCCCGCGAUGACGACGCUGGUGCGUUUCUCUAUGGCUGCUUGCUUGGGAAGCGUGGCGGCGGGUUUGCUUCUUAUCGGCGUGCACCGUGGUGAGGACCAUGCGGGGGAUGUUCGCACGAACAAGACUGCUAUCAUGCACCGGCUGCAAUCACAACACUUCGGAUUGGAACUCCCAUCCAUCCUAUACAGUCUCCCCUAUGCUCUCCUCAUGUGGUCUGCCCUCUUGUUCCUCUGCGCUUUCGCUGUUUCUAUCUUUCCGGGGUCCCAUUGGCCGGAGCGCGCGGUGGUGGUCGCCGCUCUUUCUCUUGUCACUACAACAUUAGUUUGGUGCCUGCAGAUAUCGAGGGAUUCCCUCAGUCGUAGCUUCUUCCGCCCGAGACGCCAUGCGAAGGGCUGA
Molecule: messenger RNA, 1773 nt
Organism: Peniophora sp. CBMAI 1063
Lineage: Eukaryota; Fungi; Basidiomycota; Agaricomycetes; Russulales; Peniophoraceae
Source: the annotation of a GenBank genome assembly